Microthlaspi erraticum is the source of this 1077-nucleotide messenger RNA. Lineage: Eukaryota; Viridiplantae; Streptophyta; Magnoliopsida; Brassicales; Brassicaceae. The record is from the annotation of a GenBank genome assembly.
AUGACGAUGGCGUUCUUCGCUCUCUCUUCAUCUCUCUCUUCUUCUGCUUCUUCUUCUCUGUUCUGCCGCAAUUAUCGCAUUCCUUCUAUCCGUUCGUCUUCCGUGUCCCGUGUUUCUUAUCUUAACGGCGGGAAGCUCACACUAGCUCCGCCGCAGGUUUUAAAUGCCGGCGCGACUCUCCGUGGUUUUGGGGUUCCGGGUAAGUUUCCGAGUGUGAGACUUGGGGUCUCGACGAGGUGCGAGAAAGAGGAUGCGCCGAAUGAUGGCGUAAAGGAUGAGGAUGAAGCGGAGCGAUUCGCGAGGCGAGAGAGCACCAUGCCUGAUAGAUUCAGAUACUUGACCAAAGAAGCUCCGGAUAGUCCAAUCAUAUGGCCAUGGUUUGUUGCGCUUGGAUUUCUCGUGUAUGCGUGGAGAGCAGUCUUGUUUGAGCUAACCAACUGGAGAAAAGCCGCUUUCGCUAUCAUUGGAUUUCUUGGAGACCUUUCGAAGUUCGCAUUAGCGCUCGUCUUCCAUUUCAUAGGCGAUCCCAUCACGUCUCUCAUCGCUCUGUUAGAGACAGCAAUCUACAGUUUGCGAGCGUUCUACUCCGGGAUUGUGGCUUACACGCCUGUGAGAGAGUUAACCACAGUGAUCCUUCUUGCAUCAUCCGUUCUUGCGAUAGGAGAAGCAGUAGCGCCGAACUCGAUCAGCAAGCAGCCGUAUGUGGUGACUCUCGCGGGUCUCUUGGGGUACGCAGCUGUGCAGAGUUAUAUCUCUGAGCCGUUCUUCUGGACUGUUUUGGUUGGUCUGUAUGGUUAUUCUCGGUUGGUGAGGAAGAGAGACGAUGUGACCGCGGCGCUUCCUUCUGCAGCUGUUUUGGCAGGAGUUGGUGAGCCGUGGGUGAGAGUUGUGGCUAUCGCAGGGUAUUUGGCUCUAGCUAUGUAUCACAAUUCGACUAAGACGGCCUCAGAAGAUGAAGAGAGACAGAACUUGAGGAAGGCACCACCAAUGCCGUUGUUAGCUGCAGCAUUAGCCAUUGGCGUCAGGCUUGCUGCGAAAUGGGCUGGUUACAGACACUUGACUUGGAUGAUCGUUUAA